AAGGUGAAAGCGGAAGUAAGAACUUUGCGUGCCUCAUGGAACCGCUCCUACAGCACCUGGAGCGUUUUUCCGAGGUUCUAGCGGUCUCGAGCACUACCCAUGUCAGCACCUGGGACCCUGCCACCGUGCGUAGGGCCCUGCAGUGGUCUCGCUACCUGCGCCACAUCUACCGGCGCUUUGGUCGCCAUGGCCGCAUCCGCCUGGCUCUGGAGCGGCGGCUGCACAACCAGUGGAGGCAGGAGGGCGGCUUUGGGUCCAGUCCGGUCCCGGGAUUGACGAAUUUCCAGGCCCUCGGGCACUGUGACAUCCUGCUGUCUCUGCGCUUGCUGGAGAACCGAGACCUCGGGGAUGCAGCUCGUCACCACCUGCUGCAGCAGCUCUUUCCGGGCCCGGGCGUCCCGGACGCCGAGGAGGAGCCGCUCCAAGACCGUCUGGCCUGCCUCGCCCGCCGCCGGUCCGCGGUCCACCUGCUGCGCUUCUAUGGAUAUAAAGAGAAUCUGAAUCUUCCGGAGGACUCACUGCUGAAGACCCAGGCAGAGAUGCUGCUGGAGCGUCUGCAGGAGGUGGGGAAGGCCGAAGCGGAGGGUCCCAGCAUGUUUCUCAGCAGCUUGUGGGAGCGCUGGCCUCAGAACAACUUCCUGAAGGUGAUAGCGGCGGCGCUGUUGCAGCCGCCUAUGUCUCCCAGACCCCAAGAAGAGGAGUUGGAAUUGGGCAGCCCCAAAACACCUGGAGAGGGGGAUCAAGAGCUAGUCCAUUGGCUUCUGGGGAAGUCGGAAGUCAUGGCUGUCUUUUGCCGUCACCUCCCAGCUGGGCUUUUAGCUGUGGUGGCAAGCCGCCACGGAGCGCUUUCUCGUGUCUAUCUAGGUCUGCUAACAGACUGGGGUCGACAUCUGCACUAUGACCUUCAGAAAGGCAUUUGGGUUGGAGCUGAGUCCCAAGAUGUGACCUGGGAGGAGUUGUACGAUAGGUUUCAAAGCCUCUGUCAGGCCCCUCCUCCUCUGAAAGAUGAAGUUGUAACAGUCCUAAAGUCCUGUAAGGCGCAGGAUGGAGAUUUCGAAGUCCCUGGUCUUAGCAUCUGGACGGACCUGUUGUUAGCUCUUCGAACUGUUGCGUGAUAUUGCAUUUAGGAAAAGACAAGUUUUAGGCCUCAGCCCUGACCCCAGUUCUCUAUGAGCAACGCUCUGUUAUUAAUUGCUUGAAUAUAUAGUUUACAGAAUGCAAAUUCCAGUAUUGUUACCAAA
Propithecus coquereli (Coquerel's sifaka) is the source of this 1241-nucleotide messenger RNA. RefSeq names its product Fanconi anemia, complementation group F (gene FANCF). Lineage: Eukaryota; Metazoa; Chordata; Mammalia; Primates; Indriidae. Bases 36 to 1115 code for a protein of 359 amino acids. Gene Ontology annotation, cellular component: Fanconi anaemia nuclear complex. The transcript has a single exon. Gene Ontology annotation, biological process: interstrand cross-link repair. The record is from RefSeq and is a predicted model, not a curated record.